Messenger RNA from Carassius carassius (crucian carp), 618 nucleotides. RefSeq lists its product as uncharacterized. NCBI's taxonomy places the organism in Eukaryota, Metazoa, Chordata, Actinopteri, Cypriniformes, Cyprinidae. The record is from RefSeq and is a predicted model, not a curated record. Gene Ontology annotation, molecular function: phosphatidylinositol binding. The transcript has 7 exons.
AUGUGUCUGUGUGAGUGUUUUAAGAAAGGUUUAAGUGCAGAAGCAGCAAUAAGUGUAAGUGUGAGUAGCAUCAGGAUCACUGACGUGACUCAGGAUGGAGACGUUCUGACAUUUGCCAUCGCAUCCCAGACAUUGAACAGCAGUGCUGGGGUUUGUGUUUUUCGAACAUAUAAGGAUCUUCCUGGACUUCAAGGAAAGUAUAGUGAACAUUUAAAUGAGAUUUUCCCACAGUUUCCACCUUUUCCAUCUAAAGCACUUCCAUCAGAGUCAAGCACACAGACCAAAGCACUCAAACAAUUAGGGUUCCUGGCUCUAGGGCAGGAUUGGUAGAGUUAUUGAAAGGCACUGGAGUUUUAUCUCCAGCAGGUGGCAGCACACCCAACUCUCUGCAAGUGCAACAGCUUUCUUAUUAACUCUGAGUCUCCGGGAAGACAGCGAGGCAGGAAAGGAAUCUUUAAUCACCUCAGUCAGGCUGUGGAGGAGAUGAGGAAGGAAAGUCAUAAGGAUGUGGUCAACUUAUUUCAGAACGAGAGAAACAAAAACACUAAUCUUGCUGCUUUGUCAAAGGUUGCCUCUGAGAAAUUGCUUGAUGUUGUGAUGACAGAGCAAAAUAAGUAA